Molecule: messenger RNA, 1350 nt
Organism: Neurospora tetrasperma FGSC 2508
Lineage: Eukaryota; Fungi; Ascomycota; Sordariomycetes; Sordariales; Sordariaceae
Exons: 4
Coding region: 1-1350 (449 amino acids)
Biological process (GO): regulatory ncRNA-mediated heterochromatin formation
Cellular component (GO): nucleus
Molecular function (GO): siRNA binding
Source: RefSeq, a predicted model, not a curated record
AUGUUUCGUCGCCGUUGGUCAGGCCUUCCGGCUGAACCAAAGUUCGCCCCAGAUCUCAAGAAGCUCAGUUAUUUCAUCAACGAGGAUGAUGAAGUUCGCUACGUGCAUGACCCCGACUUCUACUUUAAGUAUUUUUCGACCAAGAACACGAGGUACAACGACUGCCAGCGCUUCGCAUUCGACCAGGCAGUCAAUCAAAUCAUCGACUCACGGCUCGAAGCCGAGGGUCUAAAGGAAGUCCUCCUCCCGCUCGGGGUUGCCAGCAAAGAUGAACCUCACGUCAAAAUCCGUCUCAGCGAGAAUCUCUCUAACAAGUCACGCGUCGUGAUCAUCUUCGGCCAGUCUAGCCAGGACUUUGGCAUUCUGGCGCACCGUGUCGCUAGCGGACCGGGUGGUCUCAACAAGGGCUCGAUGGUGAACAUAGUCAAGGCUCUCAAGCAGCAGAAGUCUUCCGCCACCGACGACGCUGCCCCUGGUAUCAUUCUCGCCAACCCCGGUAACCUCUGGUGGUGGCCUGAGGGGAAGAAAGGGUUGAGUGAAUUUGCUCGUCACCAGAUUCCGGGUAGCAGUCUGGUUCACUGGGGCUGGCACCAUGAUCCAGCGAGGAACAGCAUUUCGGAGAAUGCCAAUCCGACGGAGCAUCUCAAGUAUAUCUUUGAGAAGGUGGUGCCACAGUUCGUCAACGACAAGGCCAAGAUCGAUGUCAUCGCGCUUGGUGACAUGUCGGACGAGGUGGAGCAGUAUCUCGACAAUGACGAUGUUUGGGCGAAGAUCGGAUACAGGCUGAACGCUCUUGUGGUGCUGGGUGGUUAUUACGAUAUGCGUAAGGCAAACUGCCAGGGCUUCAAGAAGUUCAUGGAUCAGCGUGGGCGCGCCUACAUCAUGAAUCAGGACCCCCUUGACACCCUUAUUGCUGGUCCCGAGGGCGGCAGCCGCGCCGUCACCGGCUAUGUCGGCUACGGUUGCCCUACCUACAGUGUCGGCCCGAACGCCUUCAUCAUGGAGCUUGUGCUCGUCGAGGCCGGUUCAGCGGUCUUGAAGUGGCUGCAGGAUGUCGCCCUGGACAAGGAUUACGUUAACGAGAGAGUUCACAUCUUCUUCCCGGAGGAAGAGGAGGAUGACGGUAAAUGGCCAGGAUGGGAUAAGGACGACGACGAUGAGUCUAAGGGGUCCAAGGAAAUCGAGGAACAAGACCAUGAAGAGACCAAGAGGGUCCAAGUCAGAGUCCAGAGAGAUGCCCAGCCUCCUAAGAUGGAUAAAUGCGAGGGUAUCGACGCGGAGUUAGUCAAGGAGAUUGCCAAGAGAGAAAGGAUGGCGGAUGGCAAUGCCGACUCAGAGGAGGAGACCUAA